This is a messenger RNA of Ctenopharyngodon idella (grass carp), 2379 nucleotides long. It is a transcript of the gene grem2b, whose product is annotated as gremlin 2, DAN family BMP antagonist b. Gene Ontology annotation, biological process: animal organ morphogenesis. The record is from RefSeq and is a predicted model, not a curated record. The transcript is spliced from 2 exons. Bases 254 to 754 code for a protein of 166 amino acids. Gene Ontology annotation, molecular function: receptor ligand activity; BMP binding. Lineage: Eukaryota; Metazoa; Chordata; Actinopteri; Cypriniformes; Xenocyprididae.
GGUGAUAAGAUCCACAUGCGAGUGAAGGAGAAGAGCCAGAAACGAGAGUUCAAACAAACAGAGAAAGAGAGAGACAGAGAGAGAGAGAGAGAGAUUUAUAGAGUCACCUCGAGAAAUCAGCAUCAGAGUCUCGGAGAAUCCCUCAGAAAGUCUCUCAGUCGGGAAUCACAGUCUCCUGAGGAACCUCCAUCUUCUCCUCCAUGGGCUUCAUCAUCCGCGUCCCCCUGCGUCUCUGACCGCGCACGCCUCGAGGAUGAGCUGUAAGGUGGCGCUGUGGCUGCUGCUCGCCGGCACGCUGUGUGUCGUCUCCGCCGGCCGCAAGGUCCGGCCGCAAGGCUCCAUCCCGUCGCCCUACAAAACCAGCUCCAACACCUCGGACCGGCGCGCUCGCAAACAGGAAGUGCUGGCCUCCAGCCAGGAAGCGCUGGUGGUGACGGAGCGCAAGUACCUGAAGAGCGACUGGUGCAAGACGCAGCCGCUGCGGCAGACGGUCAGUCAGGAUAGCUGCAGGAGCCGGACGGUCAUCAACCGCUUCUGCUACGGCCAGUGCAACUCCUUCUACAUCCCGCGACACGUCAAGAAGGAGCAGGAGUCGUUCCAGUCGUGCGCCUUCUGCCGGCCGCACCGCUUCACCAGCCUCACCGUGGAGCUCGACUGCCCCGACCUGCAGCCGCCCGUCCGCUACCGCAAGAUCCAGCGCGUGAAGCAGUGCCGCUGCAUGUCCGUCAGCGUGUCCGAGUCUGGGAAACAGUGAGAGGACGAUGCUUUACUGUAGACACCUGCUGCUAAUCUGAGCUGAAAGACUGCGAACCUUCAGCACAGCAUCUUCAGACGGAGAGAGGAAGACUGAUGGUGUUUGAGAGACUGUUCAAAGACAGACGAGAUCCAGGCGUGACCUUCAGUGCUGGUUAACAGAAAACAUGCAGAAAACACUCUUAGAAGAAAAUGUGCUAUAUAGAGCCUUAAAGGAUUCUGUAUCAGGAACACAUAGAAACUCUUAAAAAUAAAGGUUCCAGAAGGGGAUUUCUAUAGAAGCUUGUUUCCGCCAUAAAAUAAAAAAUGUAAUUGCGGCCUCUUAUCUCACAAUUCUGACAUUUUUUUCUUAGAAUUAGUAAACUCUAAACUCUUAGAGUUAUAAAGUCAGAAUUGCGUGAUAUAAACUCGCAAUUUCAAUUCUGACUUAUAACUUGCAAUUCAGAAUUGCGCAAAUCUCGCAAUUCCGACUUGAUAUUAUGCAAUUCCGACUUUAUAUCUCACAAUUCCGACUAUAAAUCACAAUUCUGACUUUAUAACUCGCAAUUCAGAAUUGCGCAAAUCUCGCAAUUCCGACUUUAUAACUCACAAUUCCAACUUUAUACAUCGCAAUUCCGACUAUAAAUCACAAUUCAGAAUUGCCCAAAUCUCGCAAUUCCGACUUUAUACCUCGCAAUUCCGACUAUAAAUCACAAUUCAGAAUUGCGCAAAUCUCGCAAUUCCGACUUUAUAACUCGCAAUUCCGACUAUAUACCUUGCAAUUCCGACUUUAUAUUACGCAAUUCCGACUUUAUAUCUCACAAUUCUGACUUUAUAACUCGCAAUUCAGAAUUGUGCAAAUCUCGAAAUUCCGACUUUAUUCCUCGCAAUUCCGACUUUAUACCUUGCAAUUCCGACUAACUCGCAAUUGCGAGAAAAAAGUCAGAAUUGUGAGAAAGUCACAAUUACCUUUUUUUAUUUAGUGGUGGAAACAAGCUUCCACAGGUCUCUGCAGUGAUGCCACAGAAGAACCACUUUGGUUCCCUAAAGAAGCUAUUUAAAAACAAACAAACACUAUAAAAGAACCUUUUGUGGAAUGGAAAGAUUAAAGGUUCUUCAAGAAACCAUCGAUGCCAAUAAAGAACCUUUAUUUUUAAGAGAGGUGUCCAUCAUGGGAUCAUUUUAUGGAUUUUAGUUUUAAUUAAUUUUGUUUGGUUACAUUUUAUUUCAAUGGUCCACUUUAGACAUUCUACUAAGUAACUUUGCAACUACAUGUCAACUAUUCUAACACUAACAGUCUACUAAUACUCUAAUGAGAGUUAGUUGACAUGUAGUUGCAAUGUUACUUUAUUAACCUUUAGUUUUAAUUGUAUUUUAUGAAUUAAGCAGCUCAUAAACAUACUUUAUCACUAGAAAAAAAAUUGAAAUAACCUGUUAUUAUGCAGUCAUUUUAGACGUUUCUCCUUGCUUUUUGGCAUAAAGGGUUCUUUAAGACCCUGUAGAACCUUAGAGUUCUAUAUAGAACCCUUUUUUCUAAGAGUGUAGACUGAUUAUAGAGAUUCUAUAGAAAUAUGGUACAACAGAAGUAUAUUAUAUAUGUAUGUAGAGAAACAACUGAAGUCUAUAUUAAAACUAUUGAGUUUGUCA